GGCGCGGCCUCGGGGCAUCGGCCUCCCGCCUCUCUAUCUCCGGCGCAGGUGGAUCUCCUCAGAUCGUUCACCUUCCGCAAUUCGCGGCAGACGUACAACGGCAUCCCCAUCAUCGCCGCCAACAUGGACACCGUGGGCACCUUCGACAUGGCCAGGGAGCUCUGCAAGUUCUCACUUUUCACUGCCAUCCAUAAGCACUACAGGCUGGAGGAGUGGAAGGAGUUUGCUACCCAGAACCCUGAUUGCCUGCAGCACGUGGCGGCCAGUUCGGGCACCGGCCCCUCAGACUUCGAGCAACUCGAGAAGAUCCUGGAGGCCGUCCCCCAAGUGCGCUACAUCUGCCUGGACGUGGCCAACGGCUACUCGGCGAACCACACGCCCAGCGUGAUGUGCGGGGACGCACACUGGGCAGAGGGGACUGGACCCUGGUCAUGGGGGAUCCCCAUUCGUGGGGGCCUCUUGCCCACCGGCACAUGCCGAUACCCGUCUCUGCCACGUCCAGGUUCGGUCUGUACCACCCGGAAGAAGACGGGGGUGGGGUACCCCCAGCUGAGCGCCGUCCUGGAAUGCGCCGACGCCGCCCACGGCCUCAACGGGCACAUCAUC
Pelodiscus sinensis (Chinese soft-shelled turtle) is the source of this 606-nucleotide messenger RNA. The record is from RefSeq and is a predicted model, not a curated record. NCBI's taxonomy places the organism in Eukaryota, Metazoa, Chordata, Testudines, Trionychidae.